Argiope bruennichi is the source of this 897-nucleotide messenger RNA. RefSeq names its product RNA transcription, translation and transport factor protein-like. Gene Ontology annotation, biological process: tRNA splicing, via endonucleolytic cleavage and ligation. Gene Ontology annotation, cellular component: tRNA-splicing ligase complex. NCBI's taxonomy places the organism in Eukaryota, Metazoa, Arthropoda, Arachnida, Araneae, Araneidae. The coding region runs from base 81 to 821 and encodes 246 amino acids. Gene Ontology annotation, molecular function: RNA binding. The transcript has 2 exons. The record is from RefSeq and is a predicted model, not a curated record.
UCUUUUAUUUUGUAUUUGUACUUUCGGAAUUGCAGUCUGUAACGUAAUAAUUUCUUUUUCACAUUAUAAAUAAAUUUAAAAUGUCUUAUAAACGUAAAUUAGAAGCACUCGGUUACAUGAAGAUAGAUGACUUCAAUGUCUUUUGUGACGAGGAUUUUCGUUCAUUGGUAGUUUGGUUAGAAGACCAAGUUAUUCGACAAUAUCCCAUAGAAGAUCGUGCUCCUCUACGUAAAAUCGGAUCGCCGGAUUGGGAAGAUGCAUUUAAAACGUAUCUUAAUGCUGUUUCUUGUCCGUUUUCUGAUAGGGAAGAAGUAGCUGAUUGGCUUUUGGGUUUGGCUGUUCGAUUAGAAUAUGGUGAUAAUGUUGAAAAAUACAAAACCAUUACUGCAGAAAGUGUAAAUCAAGCUGCUACUAGUGUGCCACAGGUGAAAGCAAAAAAUCCAUUAGAUAAUAUGGAUUUUGAAAGUGCAGAGUUUAAAGGACAUGUUAAAUCAUUAGCACAAGUUCUUGGCGUGUCUCCUCAUCCAGAUCACCUAGAAACACUGAGUGCUUGCUGUACUGUGAUUCAACAGUCUUUCUCUAAGGAAGCUCUUGAAAAGAGAAAAAAUGCAAAGAAAGGAAAAUCUUCGUCAAUGAUGGACGCACCUCUAGGUUUUGAAACUAAUGAUCCCGUUUUGGACAAAGCAGCCAAAAUAUUAAGACUGUGCUUCAUUCAUGACUUACGUGAUCUUCAGACCAAAAUUAAUGAAAUUAUUGUUUCUGUGCAGAGUAUCACUGCAAAUCCCAAGACAGAUACACGUCUGGGAAAAGUUGGAAGAUAAGAAAUGAACGGUAUUCUUGAUUCAGUCUGUGAAUUGAGAAGUUUAUUGUAUAUUAUCAAUAAAAACUUAUUAAUUA